UGUUACAUCGAUCUACAUAUCCGGUCUCUAUAACCUCUCCAACCUUUUCUAACUAAGGUUUAACGUGAGGUAGUCACGUUUUUACGUUUUCUUCGAAAUCGUAUUUCAUCCACAUUUCUAUUUAGCAAUUUUAUAUAACAUUUACUAAAAUGCCUCCAAAGUUUGAUCCUAAUGAAAUUAAAAAAGUUUAUUUGCGAUGCAUUGGAGGUGAAGUAGGUACGACUUCAUCUCUAGCCCCAAAAAUUGGUCCCCUUGGUUUGUCUCCUAAAAAAGUUGGUGAUGACAUUGCCAAAGCUACGACCGACUGGAAGGGUUUAAAGAUUACAAUACAGUUAACAAUUCAAAACCGGCAGGCCACAAUUUCAGUAGUUCCAUCUGCUGCUUCUUUAAUAAUUAAAGCACUGAAGGAACCACCAAGAGACCGUAGAAGACAGAAAGAUAUUAAGCACAAUGGAAAUUUGUCAUUUGAUGACAUACUUUCUGUUGCUCGAACAAUGAAACCAAGAUCCAUGUCAAAGUAUCUCAGUGGCACAGUUAAGGAAAUAUUAGGAACCUGUCAGUCAGUUGGAUGUACAGUUGAAGGCAGACCACCUCGGGAUCUUAUUGAAGAUAUCAACAGUGGAGAAUUACAAGUUCCUGACGAGUAAUAUGAUGUAUCACAAGGGGCAAAAAAUAAAAAUGUUUUAAAAUUGUA
This is a messenger RNA of Osmia lignaria (orchard mason bee), 694 nucleotides long. It is a transcript of the gene RpL12, whose product is annotated as ribosomal protein L12. Gene Ontology annotation, cellular component: cytosolic large ribosomal subunit; ribosome. Lineage: Eukaryota; Metazoa; Arthropoda; Insecta; Hymenoptera; Megachilidae. Gene Ontology annotation, molecular function: large ribosomal subunit rRNA binding; structural constituent of ribosome. Gene Ontology annotation, biological process: translation. The record is from RefSeq and is a predicted model, not a curated record.